AUCCACGCACGGAGAAGAAAAGUGUCAAACCUCCUCGAGACAUUUCCCAACCUUCAAAAUGUUCGGGAUGAAGCCUACUGAAGCUAUGCCGGGUGGCCGGAUCGUUCGGGUUGGUAUCAUAGGAUGUGGCAUGGUCACGCAAGUCGUCCAUGUGCCGUGUCUGAACUCCUUAUCCCAUCUCUUUCAGGUCACCUAUCUUUGCGAUGUCUCAGAGGAAGCUAUGAAACAUAGCAUGCUCAAGGUCGCAGGUAGCUCGAGGCCGAAGACCACACAAAGCGUCGAAGAACUCUGCAACGCGCCGGACGUGGAGCUAGUAUUGAUCGCAAAUAAUCAUGCUUUCCACGCCUCCGCCGCAGUUCUCGCGCUACAAGCAAACAAGUACGUCUUUAUCGAGAAGCCGAUUGCUUUGACGUUGCAAGAUACGGACCGCAUCAUAGCUGCGGACAAGGCUGCAGGUGGCGCGAGAGUAUUUAUUGGUUACAUGAGGAGGUAUGCUGCGGCUUUCGUCGACGCAGUCAAAGAGGUUGCAAGCAUUGAACAAAUCCGUUAUGCUCGCGUCCGAGAUAUCAUUGGGCCUAACUCGGUCUUCGUGGCUCAAUCCGGAACGUAUCCAAGGACCUUUAACGACUAUCGUGAGGCGGAUUCCGAAGCGUUACGUACGAAAAUCCAUGAUGACAUGGAGCAAGCCCUCCACGCCGAGCUUGGAAUCACUGUCACGAAGGAGACGGCUAUGAUGUGGGAGAUGCUCUCUACUCUCGGUUCACACGAUCUGAGUGCCAUGCGGGAGAUUAUGGGUAUGCCCAAAGGUGUCGUAGGAUUUUCCCCUUGUGCCACUGUCGGGUCCCCCUUUUGGAGUGCAAUUUUCCAAUACCCUAAUUUUGCGGUCGCAUACGAGUCCGGUGUUGAUCAGGUCGCAAGAUUUGACGCCUCGAUAGAGAUUUUUGGUGACACCAAGACCGUCAAGGUGUGCAUCGAUUCCCCGUUCAUCAAAGGCUUGCCGACAACAAUGGUAGUCAAGGAGACUUCACCGGACGGGUCAUAUAGGGAGUCUACUACCCGGCGGACAUACGAAGAUCCUUUCAUGCUCGAGUUGAAAGAGGUGUACCAAUGGGUCGCGGAGGGGAAGAUCCCAAAGACCACUCCGUCUGAUGCUAGACAAGACCUUGAGAUCUUGGGCAUGCUUAUGAAAGCUACGACGGCAUGAAAUACCUAACAUCUUCCAGUGGAAAGUAGACAAAGUAAUCACAAGUAAAGAAAG
Aspergillus pseudotamarii is the source of this 1258-nucleotide messenger RNA. Its product is annotated as Gfo/Idh/MocA family oxidoreductase. Gene Ontology annotation, cellular component: cytoplasm. Bases 59 to 1204 code for a protein of 381 amino acids. Gene Ontology annotation, molecular function: nucleotide binding; oxidoreductase activity. Gene Ontology annotation, biological process: NADPH regeneration. The transcript has 3 exons. The record is from RefSeq and is a predicted model, not a curated record. NCBI's taxonomy places the organism in Eukaryota, Fungi, Ascomycota, Eurotiomycetes, Eurotiales, Aspergillaceae.